AUGACUUCCCAGAAUCUCUCCUUUGUCUUGCAAGGAAUUCACCAGGUCAAAUUCGAAGACCGCCCUGUCCCCGAACUUAAGGACUCACACGAUGUGUUGAUUAACGUCAAAUAUACCGGUAUCUGUGGCAGCGAUGUCCACUACUGGGAACACGGUGCGAUUGGUCAAUUCGUUGUUAAGGACCCAAUGGUGUUGGGCCACGAAUCUGCAGGUAUCAUUACCCAAGUCGGAUCGUCAGUUACCUCAUUGAAGGUGGGCGACCGCGUCGCCAUGGAGCCCGGUAUCGCCUGUCGUCGGUGUGGGCCCUGCAAGGGUGGAAAGUACAACUUGUGCGAGAACAUGGUCUUCGCCGCAACCCCUCCAUAUGAUGGUACCUUGGCCAAGUACUAUGUUCUCCCCGAAGAUUUCUGCUACAAGCUUCCCGAGAGCAUGUCGCUACAAGAGGGAGCUCUGAUGGAGCCAUUGAGUGUCGCGGUUCACAUUGUGCGUCAAGCCCAGGUCAGCCCCGGUCAAUCAGUGGUGGUGUUUGGUGCUGGUCCCGUUGGUCUGCUGUGUUGCGCCGUCGCAACCGCCUUUGGAGCCUCCAAGGUGAUUGCAGUGGAUAUCCAGCAGCCCCGUCUGGACUUUGCCAAGGCAUACGCAACCACAUCCACUUUCAUGCCAGGCAAGGCCACCGCACAGGAGAAUGCCGAACGUUUAAUAAAGGAGAAUGACUUGGGCGCCGGUGCCGAUGUUGCCAUUGAUGCCUCUGGUGCGGAGCCAUCAGUGCACACUGGUAUCCACGUCCUUCGCAACGGCGGCACCUACGUGCAGGGUGGUAUGGGCCGGAGCGAGAUUCAGUUCCCCAUCAUGGCUGCCUGCUCUAAGGAGUUAACCAUCCGCGGCAGCUUCCGUUACGGCAGCGGCGACUACAAGCUGGCAGUCAGUCUGGUUUCAUCGGGCCAAGUCGACGUGAAGAGUUUGAUCACAGGAACUGUCAAGUUCGAGGAGGCCGAGGAGGCCUUCAAGGGAGUCAAGGCUGGAAAGGGCAUCAAGACCCUCAUCGCUGGAAUCGAUGCAUAG
Messenger RNA from Penicillium verhagenii, 1062 nucleotides. RefSeq names its product NAD(P)-dependent alcohol dehydrogenase. The transcript is spliced from 3 exons. Gene Ontology annotation, biological process: D-sorbitol catabolic process. Gene Ontology annotation, molecular function: zinc ion binding; L-iditol 2-dehydrogenase (NAD+) activity. The record is from RefSeq and is a predicted model, not a curated record. Lineage: Eukaryota; Fungi; Ascomycota; Eurotiomycetes; Eurotiales; Aspergillaceae. The coding region runs from base 1 to 1062 and encodes 353 amino acids.